AUUUACACUGACUGGGCUAACCACUACCUAGCAAAAUCUGGCCACAAGCGGUUGAUCAAGGAUUUGCAACAGGACAUUGCAGAUGGAGUUCUGCUAGCAGAAAUCAUCCAGAUCAUCGCAAAUGAAAAGGUUGAAGAUAUCAAUGGCUGUCCCCGGAGCCAGUCUCAAAUGAUUGAGAAUGUUGAUGUGUGCCUCAGCUUUCUGGCAGCCAGAGGCGUAAAUGUCCAAGGCCUUUCUGCAGAAGAAAUAAGGAAUGGAAAUCUGAAAGCCAUUUUAGGGCUGUUUUUCAGUUUGUCUCGGUACAAACAGCAGCAACACCAUCAGCAACAGUACUACCAGUCUUUGGUGGAGCUACAACAGCAAGUCCCUUCAUCUCCAGCUGAAGUCAGCCAGUCCAAAACGCACCAAGAUAUGCAGUCGAGUCUCACAGCCAGAUAUGCAACUCAGUCUAAUCACAGUGGAAUUGCAACCAGUCAAAAAAAGACUUCUAGGCUUCCAGGACCCUCAAGGGUGCCAGCUGCAGGCAGCAGUACCAAAGUCCAGGGAGCUUCUAAUUUAAAUCGGAGGAGCCAGAGCUUUAACAGCAUUGACAAAAACAAGCCUCCACAAUAUGCAAACGGAAAUGAAAAAGAUUCACCAAAAGGCCCACACCCAUCUGCAGGCAUGAAUGGAAAUGUGCAGCAUCCCACCAGCACCGGGCAGCAGCAGGUCUCUGCCAUACCCUCUCCAAGUGCCAGCAAGCCUUGGCGCAGCAAAUCCAUGAAUGUCAAACACAGUGCAACCUCUACCAUGCUGUCCGUGAAGCAGCCUAGUCCCGCAACCUCCCCUACUCCAUCUUCAGACAGGCUCAAGCCACCCCCUUCUGAAGGUGUGAAGCCCCCAUCAUCUGGACAAAAAUCUAUGCUGGAAAAAUUUAAGCUGGUUAAUGCUAGGACUGCUCUGAGACCUCCUUUGUCGCUAAGCUCAGGACCCAGUGACAGUGGGAGAGAGGAUGAUACUUUUUCAGAGUGUGGUGAAAUGGAUGUCUUAAGCGGUGGGGUGAACAGUGGCGGCUCCACAAGUAGCAGUCCUAAAAUUUCACCCAAGUUGACACCUCCAAAAGCUGGAAGCAAAAAUCUCAGCAAUAAAAAGUCUUUGCUACAGCCAAAGGACAAAGAGGAAAAGAACAGGGACAAAAACAAAGUUUGCACUGAGAAAACAGUCAAGGAAGAGAAGGACCAGGUCAGUGAAACUUCUACAAAGAAGAGCUCAAAAAUUGCAAGCUUAAUCCCGAAGGGAAGCAAGACAACAGCAGCCAAGAAGGAAAGUUUAAUACCAUCUUCUAGUGGAAUCCCGAAACCUGGAUCGAAGGUGCCAACAGCAAAGCAGAGCGCUUCAUCCACAUGCACGGGAAGUAAGGAGGCUGAAAAACUGAGGACUACAAAAGGAAACCAGUCCCAAUCAACACCAAAAUCUCAACUGAGUGAGAAGGCUUCUCCUUCCUCUGGUCUUGCUUCUUCUGAAGGGAAAGAACCAAGCGCAGCUCUCACCCCAGGGUCCUCCAUGGCUCUGUCAGCCUCGAUGGCCGCAAGCAGCAGCCAAGGCACGGGAAACGGUGUCGUCCAGCUUCCUCAGCAACAGCAAUACAGCCACCCCAACACCGCCACAGUAGCUCCUUUCAUUUACAGAACUCUCUCAGAAAAUGACAGUACCUCUUUACCACCUGCUGACUCCUGCACCAGUCCUACUAAAAUGGAUUUGUCAUUCAGUAAGACUGCCAAACAGUGCCUAGAGGAGAUAUCUGGGGAAGACCCUGAAACGAGAAGAAUGAGAACUGUAAAGAAUAUAGCAGACCUGAGGCAGAAUUUGGAAGAAACUAUGUCCAGCCUUAGAGGGACACAGAUAAGCCACAGCACAUUGGAGACAACUUUUGACAGCACUGUGACAACUGAGGUGAAUGGGAGAAGCAUACCAAGCUUGACAAGCCGGUCCACCCCGGUGACUUGGAGGUUAGGGCAGGCCAGUCCUCGGCUGCAGGCAGGAGAUGCCCCAUCCUUGGGUGCUGGUUAUCCUCGCAGCAGCACAAGUCGCUUCAUACACACAGACCCUUCCCGAUUCAUGUACACCACCCCACUUCGCCGAGCAGCUGUCUCUCGCCUUGGAAAUAUCUCACAGAUAGACAUGAGUGAGAAGGGAAGUGGUGAUUUGGACAUGUCCUCUGAAGUGGAUGUUGGGGGCUACAUGAGCGAUGGGGACAUUCUUGGGAAAAGCCUCCGAACUGAUGACAUCAACAGUGGGUACAUGACAGAUGGAGGACUCAACCUAUAUACAAGAAGUCUGAACCGAAUACCAGACCUGGCUGCCUCUCGAGACGUCAUUCAGAGAGGGGUUCAUGAUGUGACUGUGGAUGCAGACAGCUGGGAUGACAGCAGCUCAGUUAGUAGUGGCCUCAGUGACACUCUUGACAACCUCAGCACAGAUGAUUUGAACACCACCUCAUCUGUCAGCUCUUAUUCCAAUAUAACUGCCUCUUCAAGAAAGAACACACAUCUGAAGACGGACUCGGAGAAGCGCUCAGUUACAGACAGCGAAACUUGGGGCAGCACCGAAGAACUGAAGAAACCAGAGGAAGACUUUGACAGCAGUGUAGACAGCAGUGGCAAGUGGAAAGGCCUUCCAUCGGGACUGUCUGAAGAGUCAGAGAAGGGAGGGCAGAAAGCGUCUCUCUCUGUUUCACAGACCGGCUCCUGGAGGAGAGGCAUGACUGCACAAGUAGGAGCAACCCAGUCCAGGCAGAAAGCAGGAACGAGUGCGCUCAAGACCCCAGGAAAAACAGAUGAUGCAAAAGCUUCAGAAAAGGUGAAAACUCCCCUGAAAGGAGCCUCCAUUCAGCGCUCUCCAUCAGAUGCAGGAAAAAGCAGCGGCGAUGAAGGAAAAAAGCCUCCCUCUGGCAUUGGGAGAUCAACUGCUACAGGGUCUUUUGGAUUCAAGAAGUCCGGGAUGGGCUCUUCUACCAUAAUCACCACAAGUGGCGCAACUAUCACAAGCGGGUCAGCAACUCUAGGAAAAAUGCCAAAAUCUUCAGCCAUCGGUGGGAAGUCCAAUGCAGGGCGGAAGACAAGCUUAGAUGGUUCGCAGAACCAGGAUGAUGGCGUCCUGCACAUGAACUCGAAGACGACUCUGCAGUAUCGAAGUUUGCCUCGCCCAUCAAAAUCCAGUGGCAGUGGGAUCCCCGGCAGGGGCGGCCACCGCUCCAGCACCAGCAGCAUCGACUCCAACGUCAGCAGCAAGUCUGCGGGUGCUGCUGCCACCAAACUGCGAGAACCAAGCAAGAUCGGCUCCGAGCGGUCCAGCCCUGUUACCAUCAACCAAACGGACAAAGAAAAAGAGAAGGUGGCCGUGUCUGAUUCUGAGAGCGUCUCUCUGUCCAGUUCCCCCAAAUCCAGUCCAACUUCGGCAAGUGCUUCUGGAACACCAGGACUUAGGCAGCCAGGAUCCAAAUACCCAGAUAUUGCCUCACCCACAUUUCGGAGGUUGUUUGGUGCCAAGGCAAGUGGUAAAGCUGCCUCUGCACCCAGUACUGAAGGUGUGAAACCCACAUCGGCAAUGCCCAGCCCUAGUACCACAUUGGCACGGCAAGGCAGCCUGGAAUCGCCAUCCUCGGGCACAGGCAGCAUGGGCAGUGCAGGUGGGCAAAGUGGUAGCAGCAGCCCCCUCUUCAGUAAACCUUCGGACUUAAAUGCAGAUGUUGUAAGCUUAAGUCACUCCUUGGCUUCCAGUCCCGCCUCAGUGCACUCUUUCACAUCAGGUGCUCUUGUGUGGGCUGCAAACCUGAGCAGCUCUUCAGCGGGCAGUAAGGACACACCAAGUUACCAGUCCAUGACUAGCCUUCACACCAGUUCCGAGUCCAUUGACCUUCCUCUUAGCCAUCAUGGCUCUCUCUCUGGACUGACAACAAGCACUCAGGAGGUUCAGAGCCUGCUCAUGAGGACUGGAAGCGUCCGAUCUACUCUUUCGGAAAGCAUGCAGCUUGACAGAAAUACACUACCCAAAAAGGGAUUAAGAUACACUCCAUCGUCCCGGCAGAUGAGUCAGGAGGAAGGCAAGGAAUGGCUACGCUCCCAUUCAACUGGAGGCCUGCAAGACACUGGCAGUCAGUCCCCGCUUGUUUCUCCUUCAGCUAUGUCUUCAUCUGCAACUGGAAAAUAUCACUUUUCCAACCUGGUGAGUCCAACCAACCUAUCUCAGUUUAACCUUCCUGGACCCAGUAUGAUGCGUUCAAACAGCAUCCCUGCACAAGACACUUCUUUUGAUCUGUAUGAUGACUCCCAGCUGUGCGGCAGUGCGACAUCCUUAGAAGAGAGACCACGAGCAAUUAGUCAUUCAGGUUCAUUCAGGGACAGCAUGGAAGAAGUACAUGGGUCCUCAUUAUCACUGGUCUCCAGCACAUCCUCUCUCUACUCUACGGCUGAGGAAAAGGCACAUUCAGAGCAAAUUCAGAAAUUACGGAGAGAACUCGUUGCCUCACAAGAGAAAGUUGCUACCCUUACAUCUCAGCUUUCAGCAAAUGCUCAUCUAGUAGCAGCUUUUGAAAAAAGCUUGGGAAAUAUGACCGGCCGAUUGCAAAGUCUAACAAUGACAGCUGAACAAAAGGAAUCUGAGCUUAUAGAGCUAAGGGAAACCAUUGAAAUGCUGAAAGCCCAGAAUUCUGCUGCACAAGCUGCUAUUCAAGGAGCCUUGAACGGUCCUGAUCAUACCCACAAAGAUUUACGCAUAAGGCGGCAACAUUCUUCAGAAAGUGUUUCCAGCAUCAAUAGCGCUACAAGUCAUUCAAGCAUCGGCAGUGGUAAUGACGCUGACUCCAAGAAAAAGAAAAAGAAAAACUGGGUGAACUCUAGAGGAAGUGAGCUAAGAAGCUCUUUCAAACAGGCCUUUGGAAAGAAGAAGUCCACCAAGCCUCCUUCCUCACAUUCGGACAUAGAAGAGCUGACAGACUCCUCUCUUCCUUCCUCACCCAAAUUGCCCCACAGCUCAGGAGAGUGUGGGGCAACAUCAAUGAAACCAUCACAGUCAGCAUCUGCGUCAUCUCUAGUCUGGGCACCAAAGAAAAGGCAAAACGGUCCCGUGGUCUACAAGCAUAGAUCUCGGAUCUGUGAGUGCACAGAGGCAGAGGCUGAAAUUAUUCUUCAGCUAAAGAGUGAGCUGAGGGAGAAAGAGCUAAAAUUAACGGACAUUCGUCUUGAAGCCCUCAGCUCUGCACACCAUCUGGAUCAGAUUCGGGAAGCCAUGAACCGCAUGCAGAAUGAAAUUGAGAUAUUAAAAGCUGAAAAUGAUCGUUUGAAGGCAGAGACUGGAAAUACUGGGAAGCCUGCCCGGCCAUCAUCAGAGUCUUCAAGCAGCACAUCAUCAUCUUCAUCACGGCAGUCACUAGGACUUUCUCUGAAUAAUUUAAACAUCACGGAAUCUGUUACAUCAGAUAUUUUGUUGGAUGAUGUCACUGAUGGAGCACUCCACAAAGAAGGUCAUAGUGUGAAAAUUUUAGUCACUAUAAAUAAAGGCUAUAGUCGAGCCAAGGAUCAAAAACCACAUGCAUAUCUGAUUGGAUCAAUUGGAGUCAGUGGAAAAACAAAAUGGGACAUUUUAGAUGGUGUAAUUAGACGUCUCUUUAAGGAAUAUAUUUUCCGAGUGGAUCCAACUACUAGCCUGGGUUUAAGCUCUGACUGCAUUGCUAGCUAUUGUAUAGGGGAUGUAAUUAGAGCCCAUAGCCUAGAAGUGCCUGAACUGCUGCCUUGUGGAUAUCUGGUUGGAGAUAAUAACAUCAUCACUGUGAACCUGAAAGGAGUGGAAGAAAACAGUUUGGACAGUUUUGUGUUUGACACAUUGAUUCCUAAGCCAAUUACCCAGCGGUACUUUAAUUUACUGAUGGAGCAUCGCAGAAUUAUUCUGUCGGGACCCAGUGGCACAGGGAAGACCUAUUUAGCUAACAGGCUGGCUGAAUAUAUUAUAACCAAAUCUGGCAGAAAAAAAACUGAGGAUGCAAUUGCGACUUUUAACGUAGAUCACAAGUCAAGCAAGGAUCUGCGACAAUACCUAGCAAACCUAGCUGAGCAAUGCAGUGCUGACAACAAUGGUGCUGACCUCCCCGUGGUCAUCAUUCUUGAUAACCUCCACCACAUCAGUUCACUAAGUGACAUCUUCAAUGGUUUCCUCAACUGUAAAUAUAACAAAUG
Molecule: messenger RNA, 6209 nt
Organism: Mesitornis unicolor (brown roatelo)
Lineage: Eukaryota; Metazoa; Chordata; Aves; Mesitornithiformes; Mesitornithidae
Gene: NAV3
Product: neuron navigator 3
Exons: 34
Biological process (GO): neurogenesis; nervous system development
Molecular function (GO): ATP binding; protein binding; ATP hydrolysis activity
Source: RefSeq, a predicted model, not a curated record